Messenger RNA from Scatophagus argus, 7371 nucleotides. It is a transcript of the gene drd2l, whose product is annotated as dopamine receptor D2 like. Gene Ontology annotation, cellular component: glutamatergic synapse; presynaptic membrane. NCBI's taxonomy places the organism in Eukaryota, Metazoa, Chordata, Actinopteri, Scatophagidae. Gene Ontology annotation, molecular function: dopamine neurotransmitter receptor activity, coupled via Gi/Go; G protein-coupled receptor activity. The coding region runs from base 4359 to 5855 and encodes 498 amino acids. Gene Ontology annotation, biological process: adenylate cyclase-activating adrenergic receptor signaling pathway. The transcript has 8 exons. The record is from RefSeq and is a predicted model, not a curated record.
UCGAGAGGCACUUUUCUUCCUUUUCAUUCGCCCUCUCAUCUCGAGUCCGUCUCUCCUCUCUAAUUUACUUCUCGUCCUGCUUUGCGCCCCGAAGCCGCUGGGUCUUUCGCUCUUCAGUCAAGGGGAUUAGAAAGAUGGAAUGUGGACGAGAGACGAGGGUGGGGGUGGGGAAGAGGCCGCGGCAAAGCUGGAAAGGUUUGGAUGGGUUUUGUUUUUUUUGUGUGUGUUUUUUUUUUUUUUUUUUUAAAGAAGCCAAGGAUCAAAUUGUUGUACUUGAUAAAUAAGUGUGUGAUAAAUUUACACUGCUAGCAGUGAGUGUGAGGUUCCUUAAUGUCGGCUUCUGUUUCCUGCAAUCCUGUGUCAGGCGCUGCGUUGCUUUUCAUAAAGGGGAGAAUGCAAGGUCAAAUCCAUUUAGGCACCAGAAGAAGGAGGGUUUACCGCAGCUACGGGCAUCGUCGCAAUACGACGGCAUAUUUCAUUUAAAUGCAUAUCUGUCACCAAGAUGGCAGGGAGGGUGGGCUGCUUUCUCGUUGUCCCCUUUGACAGGUUUGGCCUGUAGUUCCCACUUCACUCUUGUCACCUUGAUCUCCUCUAGUCAGAUUUAUUCUUUGCUUUUAGUGUUUUUAUAUCUCCUAUGAAUUUUAGCAGCGACCUUGGCGGGCUGGGAAGCUGCUCAAACUCAAACUGUUUGACUUCUGUGGUUUUAGAUGGGUAGAUAGUUACUUUAUUGAUCUUUAAUUGUAACAUUUCAGGUUUUGAUUACCUCUGAUUGUUUUCCCUCCUCUUUAUUUGUCAUCUUUUUCUGGUACCUACAGUAUUCGAUUGGAAGGGCUGAGUACAAGAAAGUAUUUUAUAUUUGUAAUUCCAAUUGGAAUUUGUAGACACUGUUUUCACUUUGAGUUAAAGGCUGUUUUUCUGUUGCUUCCUAAAAAAGCCACAUUAAAUACACUCUCAUUCAGUGUUGGAAGUCAGUAAACAAGAAACAUUUGAUACUUUUUAUACACACCGUACUUAGGGUAAGUACAUGAACUUAUUUCAACGCGUUUGCCCAACAAAACCUCACUUUCUAUCAAAUUGGUGUAUUGGAAUCAAAUUUAUUUUUGUGCUCUGUUUCUACCUCUCUGUAUGAUGACCUUUCAGUCAAAUGUAAGCCAACAAAUGAUUUUCUCUUCACCCUGUUACCCGACAUUAUCGUGCAGACGCUGUAUGAUGUAAAUAAAUGAAUAAAUUCCCAUUGCAGUGUAGUAAUGACGAGUAACUUGAUGCAUAACCUGGAUUACAAAGUCGGUUCUGUGAAAGGCUCAGCUGAUGUGUUGUGCCCCUCAGCUGAAAUGUGUUUCGUCCCUGAAAUGUUCUCUCCUGGGUACAGACUUCAUCACUUUAUUGUUUAUUUGUUGUCUCAAUUUUGAAUUAAUCUGAAUUUUGGCCAAAAAAAAACAAAAAAAAAUCCAGUAUUUGCCUGAAAUGUAUUGGAGGAGAAGCAUGAAGUCGCGAAAAUCAAGUUACUCAAGUACAAGUACCCCAAAAUUGUGUUUAAGUAGAAUGUAAAUAUACUACAUUACUUUCGCGAGCUGUUAUUCGCCACAUCUGUUUUGUUCUGGUUUUAUCAGGAUAAACAUUUUUACAAUGAAUGCCUGAAAAAAAUCUAAUCUCCAUUGGAGCCAAACAGUCACAAUUACUGAUGCACACGCUGAACAAGACCCCAAACCCUGACCUCAGGUGCUUCAGAUCGCUUCCAUCGGUUAAUCUGUUGCUAUGCAGGACGGCUGAUAUUCUGCGCUCGUCCGCACCAGCAGCUUUCUCCACACGCUGCUCUGCUAAUGAACAUCAUUUGUGUUUUGAUGAUCGGAGCUUCUUCUCCAUAGACACUUUUCCCUUUGGCCUCAGCUGUCAUGUUUUUUGGUUUUAGAUCAUUAUGACAUAGCAGCUAUGAAGUUUAUUUUUUGCCAUUAAAGAUAUGAUCCAUCACGGUGAAAGAAAAAACUGGCAGCAUGCGUCACAAUAAUGGCAGGAAUGUUCUGCCCAUUGGUUCGUAUUGAAGUUCGCUUGUUAAGGGAAAAUUAAUUUGUCAUAAAACUGAACCCCAUUGUUGUAUAAUUGAUAACGAUGAUGAGGUCUCCGCUGACGCCGUCCUACUUGUAUAAUAAGUUUAUUACCUUUAGGGCUGGGGUCAUAAUCACUGAGAGGCCCCAGGAAAGCAUCACUCCUACUAAUCACCAGAUCCCAGGAUGACAUCACUCAUACUAAUCUCCAGGCACUACACCAUAAAUAAGUAAAUAAACGAACGAAUGAAGGAAGUGAAAUGCGGCUUUAUGAAUAAGUGACUAAAACAGCAAACGUCUUGAUGGUGUUGCCAGCUUGGGCGCAGAGCCUGGUGGAUAUGAGGGCGCUCGGUGUACUCAUUUUAAUAUUUUUGAAUUACUUUCCUCAAAGUCCUUGGCUUUCCAAGCGGGCAGUGAACCUCCCACAGUCUCAGACUUUAAAGAGCCCUGAUCAGAGUAAUAUGUUGUCUGUCUAAAUUCUCAUCCCUGUUGCUGUUUUGUAACUGAUCACCAGUGGUGGAAGAAGAGUUUCAGUUUUCUCUUUUAUAAAAGUUUAACUGAUAGUGCCACACUGUAAAAAAUAAAUAAAUACUGUUAAAGCCUUGCACUCAAACUCCACAGAGUGUACAUGGUAGUACUUGAAGUAUUUAAACUGGUAUUUUUCAUUCUACAGAAAGUGGACCUUCUCCUGAUACGAUCAGAUUAUUAUCAUUGAUCUGUUACCGACUGUCAUGUGCGCAUUACAGCAGGUGCUAACUGUUUUUACCAGGUUUUAUAUACAGUGUAGUUUAAAUUUGAGUGCCUCAAAAUUUUACUACAGUACGGUGGCCUGCUCGAGUAAAUGUACACAUGCUUCAUUCGAACCACCACCACCGCUGAUCAUUUGGAUUUAAGGACCUUUCAAUGUGUUUGUACUUUUGUGUACUUUGUGUACUUUUUGGAUAUUAAACGCGACCUCUUUGACAUCUCUCGACUCUAAGGUGUGUUGUUGCCCUUCAUGGAGACAGGAGAUGGAACAAGCGAAUGUGACAGCCCAGUUUAUCCGUUCAGGUCCAGAUGACUAAAUUAAUCUCGUCGUGACCGCUGAGUAGUCGUGUACUUUGGUGUUUUUUCCUCUUUCCCUUUUUCCUGCCUGUUUUUUGGCGCCGUUCACUGGUUUGUUAUUUCCAAAUCCAAAUCUCCUGAAAAGAGCUGCUGUUUGUAGGCAGUGGGCGCUGAAGGAAGGACGUGUUGUGUGUAUUUUAAAGGCAACCGGACCUGAUGGAUUAAAUAUGAACUGAAACGCAGCCUGUGGUUACACUUUUGGCGCUGAGCUGCUGUGGACAGACUUUUUCCACACUUUUUCCAUCAGUGGUGGUUCCUUCAUUUGUUCUUGUGACCCUUUAAAACAAAUCAAUACCAACAAUAUCUCACUGCUCUUGUGGGUUACGAACAGCGAGUUUUCUUGUCCACCUGGUCUCAUUUGAGGGAUUUUGAGAGGAUGAGAUCACAUUGAAGAUUUUUGUAGUCAAAGUGGGAAAAAAAGUAAUUUGUUUUUUAAUGGUUAAAAAAAAGUUUUUUUGGUUUUUUAAGUCUUAAUCAGAUCCAUCAUCCUGGGACCCUCUGGAUGAUCAAGACCCCCGUUGGAGUUCAUUCAUUUAAAGAGUACUAACUGAACGGUGUCUCCAUUUUAACUAGACUGCAUGUGGCAGCUUAAAGGUGAGUCCCGCAGUGUUAUGAAGCGCAGAUUAGCAAUCCGUUAAAGGAAUAAUUCGACAUUUUUGGCUGACUUGGCUUUCUGUCCGAGGUUUAACUGAAACGAUCGUCCGACUGUCAUUUAGGAAGAGGCUCACGACCCUCACGUCUGACUCCCCACGGAAACUGAAUAGGAAUAUGACCUCCUGAUGCGUCGAUGAGAAAUUCAGCUCGUUGCUCCCUAAUAGUCGUCACAGGAGCCAAUAGGAUUACAGUAUUUCUGCCGCGAGAGCUGCUGUGUCCUGGCGAAGUGAAAAUCAGCGAGAACCUCUUCUUCCUCCUCCUCCUCCUCCUCCAACUCUCCAUCAUCUGCCUCCGCCCGUCGCACUCCCGCCGUGCUGACCCCGGAUCCGCCGCCGACCACAGAGAGGUGGAGGACUUAAUCAGUGUGUGUGUGUGUGUGUGUGUUAUACACCGACUGGCUGACUGACUGGAGGUCAAGGCGGGAGGCUCGCCUGUAAAUUGUGCGACUGGAUGCUGCAGCCUGACAGCCAAUUUGUCGCCCGGUGUUCCCUGAGAGGAGAGCCGACCUGGAUGUGAGCAGCCGGGAGGAGGCCUGACCAUGUCCACCGGAGUAACAUCAUGACUUCAGCCAAUGAGUCAGACAAGACCUCCCCUCCCUCCUUCCCUCUUUCCUCCCUUGAGUACAAUUUCUCCGUCUUUGCCACCCAUGACCCUUCCUACUCCCCCGUAUCCUUCCCCACCUCCUCGUCCUCUUUGCUGACGUCCUCCAACUGCACCAGCUCUCCGCCAGCCUCCUCUCCUCCGUACAACUUCUAUGCGGUGCUGCUGGUGCUCCUGAUCUUCUGCGUGGUGUUUGGUAACGUGCUGGUGUGCGUGGCCGUGUCGCGUGAGCGCGCCCUGCAGACCACCACCAACUACCUCAUCGUCUCGCUGGCCGUGUCGGACCUGCUGCUGGCCACGCUGGUCAUGCCUUGGGGCGUCUACCUGGAGGUGGUGGGUGAAUGGCGCUUCAGUCUCAUCCACUGCGACAUCCUGCUCACGCUGGACGUCAUGAUGUGCACCGCCAGCAUCCUCAACCUCUGCGCCAUCAGCAUCGACAGGUACACAGCGGUGGCCAUGCCCAUGCUCUACAACACCAGAUACAGUUCCAGGAGGAGGGUGGCAGUGAUGAUUGCUGUGGUGUGGUUCCUCUCUUUUGCCAUCUCCUGUCCUUUGCUGUUCGGACUCAACAACACUGCGAGUCGGGAAGGCACCACAUGCAGCUUUGCCGAUCCAGCCUUCGUGGUGUACUCGUCUGUGGCCUCCUUCUACGUUCCCUUCAUCGUAACUUUGCUGGUGUAUGCGCAGAUCUGCGUGGUGCUGCGCAGACGAGGCAGACGCACCGCCCCGCCGUGUAGGAACGGCCUGCACGCACAGGGUGGAGCUGACGCAGGAGAAGGUCAUCGACACAGGAAGAAUAAGUGCACACAGCCAGAGGAUGUGAAGUUGUGCACCCUGAUCCUGAGGCCUGCCACUGCUGGUCCACAGCGCAAGAAAGUGACGCUCGUAAAGGAAGCGGUGGUUCACCCUCUUGAAGUGGAACCGGGUCAGUUCCUGCCACAGACCGAACAGAGUCUGGGUCCUCCUCCUCCUGCUCCUCCUCCUCCUCCUCCUGCGCCCCAAACUUCCUCCCACUCUGGACGGGCCAGGAUUUCCCUGGCGAUCUCAGUUGGACCUGCCCCAGUUCUUCCCUCCACCGUGACCCGAUCGGCUCUGAUGCCUCGGCCCCCGACCCUCGAGGACGGCAUGAGGGGCCAUGAAGGAUGGAGGGAGCGCAGCGGAGGCAGAGAGAGGUGGGGAACCACCAAGGAGAGGGUGAGAGGGAGGCUGUCACAGCAGAAGGAGCGGAAGGCAACACAGAUGCUCGCUAUUGUGCUCGGUGUGUUCAUCAUCUGCUGGCUGCCUUUCUUCCUGACACACGUGCUGAAGGCCCACUGCAGGAGCUGCUGCAUCUCGCCCUCGCUGUACAGCGCCGUCACAUGGCUGGGAUACCUCAACAGCGCUGUCAACCCUGUCAUCUACACCACGUUCAACAUCGAGUUUCGCAAAGCCUUCAUCAAGAUCCUACACUGCUGAGAGAUGGAGACACGCCAACGUCAGCCGUCACGAAAAGAGAACGUCGGCUGUUGGUUUGAGAUCACAGGUGAGAGAGGCGGUUCCGAUACCCAGGAAGAUGGCGGCAGGUGAGUCGUAAGGUGACUAAAGAGUUAAGUAAUACAAGCUUCCUGGAAAGUUAAAGAUGAGAGAGACGUAACCAGCAGCUCAGACUAGCCGAUGGAAAGGCAGAAAUAAUGACACACAGAGGGAAUGAAAACAGACAAAACAAGACAACAAGUCUGGACAUAUUUAUGGAAAAGAAGACACGUACUGUGUUGUGUACAUACAGUCUGUGACGGGAGUGUUUGAGGACGGUGGAUCUCUGCUACAUCCCGACUGAAAGACUCGACAGACGUGAGACUCCCCAAGACGUGACUGCUUUUCCAGUGCUUGAUUUGCAUCAGACGUUAGCUGCUGUGUUUCCGUGUAAUCUUGACAAACGGCAUCUUGUUUUUUGUUCGCAUGUGCUCGUCUUCUUUCUCAGAGGACUCGAUUGAAGAGUCCAUCCCAAAGUCUUUUUCUGAUCAUUUUUCACACUUUUGGAAAAUCCGCCAAAGUUCUAUCAAAGACUGGAUUAUUGAUUUGGUGAUUGAGCUCAUUUAAUCUGCGUUUUGUUUUGCUUUAAAUAAAUGUGUAUACGUGUAAAUACAUUUGUUGUUGUAAAUGAUCAGAAUAAAAUGAAUAAACAUGCCUGCAAAGAGACCGUGCUGGUUACAAAAUACAAGUAAUUUACAAACCCCUUAUUUAUAGGAUUGCAAAGUGCGUUUUCACUCCCUCCACAGAGAGGCAGUGAAAACACAAAGAGCUCCAGUGACAGACUAAUGUUACGCAGGUGUUUGUAUUCAGACAGGACGGUUUUGUUUAAAUCAUCCAUCCUUCCUAUCAACAUGGUGCAAAAUCUUCCAUUAGUCACAGAUAUUAAAUAUUGAAAUAUUUUUUUCUUUGUUCUAUGCCAUUCAUUCAUUGUUUUCUGUUUUAUUUUAAAAUAUUCAUCUCUUCUCUGGGUUCAAAUACUUCACUUUUUUCCUGUGCAUGUUCUCCGUCUGUGUGAUUUCCCACGUUCCUCAUAUCAUUCCCUCCCUAAUGUAUUCAGUCAGUGGGUUCCCCUCCCUCAGGGCCACUUUGCCUUGUGUCAAGUGUUCCAGCCUUUUCCUCAUUUCGGUUCAAAGAUUUUGGAUCUUUGUUUAGUUUCCUGUACCUUGCCUGUUUUCUGGACUUUGAUUCUUGCCUGUCCUACUAGGGGUGAUAGCCAGACUUUCAAAUAAAUCAAAAAAGAAAAUGAUAUUAGAUAUUACAUUGUGAUAUUUUUAUUAGCCUGUAUGAGCAUGGAAAAACAUGUGAAAUCCAUAAUGAUAACUACAUACUCCAUCAAGGAGGCAGUCAGUGCUCGAUAUGAAACUGUCAUCUAAUGAAAAACAGUUGGCCAAUGUAACACAAACAAAAAAUCAAAGUGACACCUCUUUCCUCUGAUAGACAAGCUUGGGUGGUUCUUUAC